Molecule: messenger RNA, 4780 nt
Organism: Coturnix japonica (Japanese quail)
Lineage: Eukaryota; Metazoa; Chordata; Aves; Galliformes; Phasianidae
Source: RefSeq, a predicted model, not a curated record
CCGAGGAGGGGCCGGGCCGCGACUGCCCGGAUGGCGCCGCUCCAGCCCCGCGCGGCCCGGCCCCGGGGCGCGCCCAAAUAUAGCCCGGGGCGGGGAGGCCGCGGGGCCGCUUCGUGACCGCGCCGCUUCUCAGCGCCCGCCUCCGGGAGCAGCCGACCGGCGGCACGGGGUAAACGGUAAAAAAUGGCAUUUCAGAAGGCAGUGAAAGGAACUGUUCUCAUUGGAGGAGGUGCCAUAGCAACAGUUUUUGGCCUCUCUCAAUUUUCUCAGUAUAGAAACAAACACGGCGCCUUGGUGAACGUUCAAGCUGCAGAAGCAGUGACUGUUCCCAUAAAGAACGAUUUUCCUACAAGAGAAGAGCAGAUUUUGACACUAAAAAACACACCUGAGUUUGAUGUUCUUAUCAUAGGUGGAGGAGCAACAGGAUGUGGCUGUGCCUUAGAUGCAGUCACUAGAGGACUAAAAACAGCCCUUCUAGAAAGAGAUGAUUUCUCAUCAGGGACCAGCAGCAGGAGUACUAAAUUGAUCCAUGGUGGAGUGAGGUAUCUUCAGAAGGCCAUCAUGAAGCUGGAUUUUGAACAGUACAAGAUGGUGAAAGAAGCACUUCAGGAGCGUGCAAACCUACUUGAAAUAGCUCCUCACCUAUCAGCUCCUUUGCCUAUCAUGCUGCCUGUUUACAAAUGGUGGCAGUUGCCGUAUUACUGGUUUGGAAUAAAACUGUACGACCUCGUGGCAGGAAGUCACUGUCUGAAAAGUAGUUAUGUACUCAGCAAGUCAAGAGCCUUGGAGCACUUUCCUAUGCUGCGCAAAGACAAGCUUGUUGGAGCUAUUGUCUAUUAUGAUGGACAGCACAACGACGCACGGAUGAACCUCGCCAUCGCUCUCACCGCUGCCAGGUACGGCGCUGCCACCGCCAAUUACACUGAAGUGCUGCGCCUGCUGAAGAGGACAGAUCCGUGCAGCGGCAAGCAGCGCGUGUACGGGGCACGCUGCAGGGACGUCCUCACAGGGCAGGAAUUUGAUGUCAGAGCCAAAUGUGUUAUCAAUGCUACAGGACCUUUCACAGACUCGGUGCGCAAAAUGGAUGAUCAGGAAGUGCCCAACAUCUGUCAGCCCAGUGCGGGUGUGCACAUCGUGAUGCCGGGUUAUUACAGCCCUGAUAACAUGGGUCUGCUUGACCCAGCCACCAGUGACGGCAGAGUGAUUUUCUUCCUGCCUUGGGAGAAGAUGACUAUUGCAGGGACCACAGACAGCCCCACCGAUGUCACCUCCCAUCCGAUACCAACGGAAGAAGAUAUAAACUUCAUUCUGAACGAAGUGCGCAACUACCUUAGUGUAGAUGUUGAAGUGAGAAGAGGAGACGUGUUGGCAGCAUGGAGUGGCAUUCGUCCUCUGGUCACUGACCCCAACUCCAAAGACACGCAGUCGAUAUGCCGGAACCACCUUGUUGCUGUUAGUGACAGUGGCCUUGUCACCAUAGCAGGUGGGAAGUGGACAACGUACCGUGCCAUGGCUCAGGAUACCAUUGAUGCUGCUAUUCAGGAACACAAUCUGCCUGCAGGUUCCAGUAAGACAAUUGGGCUUCUGCUCCAAGGGGCUGAGGACUGGAGCCCCACGCUCUACAUUAGGUUGGUCCAGGACUAUGGACUUGAAAGCGAGGUGGCUCAACAUCUGGCUUCUACAUAUGGUGACAAGGCUUUUGAGGUGGCCAAAAUAGCCCAAGUUACAGGAAAGAGAUGGCCUAUUGUUGGAAAACGUCUUGUGUCUGAAUUCCCUUAUAUUGAAGCAGAGGUUAUCUAUGGUGUGAAGGAGUAUGCCCGCACUGCUGUGGACAUCAUUUCCCGGCGGACUCGCUUGGCCUUCCUGAAUGUUCAGGCUGCUGAGGAAGCUCUGCCAAGGAUUGUAGACUUAAUGGGGAAAGAACUUAACUGGAACGAGCAGAAAAAAAAGGAACAACUGGAAGCUGCAAGGAAAUUUCUGUAUUAUGAAAUGGGCUACAAAGUAAAAUCUGACCAGUUAACAGACAGCUCUGAAAUCUCUCUGGCGCCUUCGGAUAUUGAAAGGUACAAGAAGCGAUUCCACAUGUUUGACAAGGACAAGAAAGGGUUUAUUACUAUGUUGGAUGUGAAGCGGGUCUUGGAGAGCAUCAGUGUGCAGAUUGAUGAGAAAACACUCCACGACAUUCUGAAUGAAGUAGAUCUGAACAAGAAUGGGCAGGUGGAGUUAAUUGAGUUUUUGCAGCUGAUGAGUGCCAUUCAGAAGGGCCAUGUCUCUGGCAGCAGGCUGGCCGUGCUGAUGAAGAGGGCGGAGGAGAACCUGCGGCAGCGCGUGGUGAUCCCGGUGGACCGCAGCGGUGGAGGGCUGUAGCUCAGCACGGCUGUGCUGCAUCUGCUGACAAACAUUCCAGUGCUCCCGAAUGUCCUUACUCGGUCAAGGUGACUGAUGUCUGUAAAAACACAUGGGUGCGUUUGUUUCCUGUACUAAUGGUUUUCUGUACGGCUCUUAAUACUCAGUAUGUGGCCUCUUGGAUUGGGUAUGCUUCAAACAUAGGAGUUUAUUAACGGGUUCUGGAAUAUGGUCUGGAAACACUGGUGCACACACAAGCACUCGGGCAUGUACUGCCUUGCUCAUUAACUUCUAGAUCACCUUUACCUUUAAAAAAAAAAAAGUGAUUCCUGCCUUGAAAGAGAGCACUGCAUUGAGAUUUGCAAAUAGGCAUUUAGUAUUUAAAAGCUGCUGAUCUGUCUGCUUCAACAAAGGGCAGCAGAGGGAGGGCUGGUACCUGGGGUUUGAGAGAGCUUCAUAAGAGGAGCAAAGCUUCACCUUCUGAAGGUACCAGGUAUGGUAAGGAGCUGGCUGGUUAGUGCCUGCCCUAACAGGUGCUGGGCUUUUGCUCUCAUGGGGUGCGUAGUUAUUUCAGCAGUUCUUGGCCAGACACGAGUUAUCAGCUGUACCAAGCUGGAAAACAACACAGAACCAUCACCCAAACCAAUAACCCAGCGGGCAGCCAGGGGACAGCUGUCCUUUCUCCACAUUAAUAACCACAGGCUUCCUUCAGUCGGCAGCAUCCUUUAGCGGGUGGUGUUUGAUGCUGUGAAGUGCUCUGUACUGUUUCCAGUUUGGGACAAAUAUGUAAAAUAGGACAGUUUUGGAUAAUGUAAGUCUUAAUUUAUUUAAAAACUCAAAUUAGAUUGUGUAGAUUUCUUGAGUAUAAAUACUGGCUGACAAAACAGGACCCUCUGUACCAAGGGCUCAGGAUUUCUCCUUACAUAAGAUCUUUUAACUGAUGUCAUUGUUUUCACUAAUAGAAACAUCAGUGCAGUAACAGCCAGCAAAGAUUACUUCUGUAUCUUAAGGGAAAAUGAUUGCACGUGUGAAAUGGAGGGGCUGAGGAGCGUUGGUGUACAGCUGAGUGUGUUGAGUGUGGGGGGAUGGAGAGGGAAAGUGCUUUGAGGAGUAAGUAAAACACAAGGCUUUGGAAAGCAGAUCUUGAAAAUGAACACAACCCAGAAGCGGGGCUGAACGUCACCUGGAUUCCUGUCAGUCUGAACAACUGCUGAAACGUCUCCAGGUUCUCUCCAGAAAUCCCAUCUCAGAUGCUUUCCAAAUGGUUUUUGCAUGUUGAACUGAUUGUCAUAGAGCUGCUUUGUACCAGAACUGUGCUGCUGUGGGUUCUGACCGUGCUGCUCUGAGUUUUGUACCAUUGGGUACAGCCCACGAGAGCGGUGAGCGAACGUUUGACAGCGUGUUUUAUGAAUGGCUGCUGUGGGUCUGUCAGCUUUUUUGAGUGUGUUCCAGGAGAUUCGGGUGAAGUAUGUGAAUCCGCAGUGCAGCUUUGCUGUUCUAAAACCCUUCUCAAAUAAGAGCACGGUAAGAGAGUUUACGUCACACAUGGCACAGCAUGGAGGGGGGGGGAAUGGGUGUCUUUGGGCUCGGAGGCAGGGUAGGAGCCCAUGAUUUGCUGAAUUAUUUAAACAGACGUAUCUGUUAAAGUAGUGAGACCUUUUCCAGGCCACGUAAAGAAAAAUAGCUGAAAUAUUUAAUAACUUCUGUACGGUUUGAAGAAAAAUUCUCCUCCGCUCCUCUGUAAAUGGAACUGUUAAGAAUGAACGCUGUGAGUUUCCCUGUAAAGCUGGGAUGUUCUGCUUUGUGUUCGGAGCGUGUCCUUCACUUUGGUAAUGCUGCCCACAGGAUGUGACUUCAAGGUUUCCUUGGCUACACGCGUGUCCCUCCAUUGCAGUUUGCUUUGCAGCGUGGGUGCUUCACUGUCGUGGAUCUGUGCUCCUGUGUGGCACUGCAGGGUCUUGCACAGCUGCCCCGUGUGUAGGGGAGGCUUUAAAUCUCUGCUUUCAGGAACGUUGUGAGGGGGUUGGUUGGGUGGCUUUGGCCCGCUUGGGUUCUUCUCUUUGCUCUUCUGCUUUUCUUCAUGUGAUUGUACUCAUGUUAUUGUCCUGCUUUGUUCUGAUCCCAGGUGGGGAAGCAAAAAGCUGCAUGCCCGGCUGGGGAGCGUGCACACGUGUGUGUAUGUACACACAUGUCUUAGCCCAGCACCUACUGCGCUGUGCUGGGGGUUGCUCCGUGCUGAGCUGUGCGGUGCUGUGUUUGAGGCUGGGUUGUCGUUUUUAUAACUGUCCUGGUGUUUUAUUGCCGUUAUUUAUUACUUUUGAUAUCCGGAAUGAGCCGCAUGCAUUUAUAGAGCAAUAAGAGGAUGUAUUUAAUGUGCCUUGUUUUUUGACUGGGGAAGAACCAAAUGCAUGAAUCAAUAAAAGCGAUGAAAGGC